AUGGCUACCCCCGUUGUUGCGAAACCUGAGCCUACCCCGGCGUGGAAGAAAAACCUCUCCGCCCACCUCCUAUGCCCCGAAUGCAAGGAGGAUCCCCCCAACUUGGAGUUCCCCGAUUCCCACGAGACGGUUUGUGGCUCUUGCGGUCUUGUUCUCGCGGACCGUGAGAUCGACUUACACUCCGAAUGGCGUACCUUUUCCAACGACGACCAAAACAACGAUGAUCCUUCCCGUGUCGGAGAUGCUUCGAACCCCCUGCUCAACGGAGCGCAGCUCGAGACGUCUAUCGCCAGUGGAGGCUCAGGUCGUGCGCGCGAUCUGUACCGCGCCCAGAACAAACAAUCGGGCGAGAAGGCGAAUAAGCAACUUCUAGCAGCAUACAAGGAGAUCGGUGCUUUAUGCGACGGUUUCAACAUUCAGAAGACUGUCGCCGACACCGCCAAGUAUCUCUUCAAGAUGGUGGAUGACGCCAAGGCGUUCAAGGGCAAGUCCCAAGAAGUGAUAAUCGCCGGAUGUAUCUUCAUCGCGUGUCGCCAGUGCAAGGUCCCACGUACCUUUACUGAAAUCUUCGCCGUGACCAAGGUCACCCGAAAGGAGAUUGGUCGCAUCUACAAGGCUUUGGAGAAGUUCUUCACCACCCAGAACGUCGAGCGCCACAACGCUGCUUUGGAGAAUGGUGAAACCCACGACUCUGCUGGCGAUUACAACGCCACUACUUCUACCAAGCCCAGCGAUCUUUGCAACCGUUUCUGCAAUCUUCUCGAUCUUCCUUUCCAGGUCACCAGCGUUUCCGUCUCACUUUCCGACCGUGUUACCGCCAUGGGUGAUCUCGCCGGUCGAUCUCCCCUGUCGAUCGUGGCCGCCUGUAUCUACAUGGCUUCCGCUCUCAUGGGUCAUGCCAAGUCGGCCAAAGAAAUUUCUCAAGUCGCUCACGUGAGCGAUGGCACCAUCCGCGGGGCAUACAAGCAGCUGUAUGCCGAACGCGAGCGUCUGGUCGACCCGGAAUGGAUCAAGGGCGGAAAGGGUGACAUGGCCAAGCUCCCUGUCAGCUAA
Penicillium olsonii is the source of this 1053-nucleotide messenger RNA. Lineage: Eukaryota; Fungi; Ascomycota; Eurotiomycetes; Eurotiales; Aspergillaceae. The record is from the annotation of a GenBank genome assembly.